AAGAACUUGAACAUUUCAUUUGAGUGCUGACAAUACGAUAAAUUCUUCUUCUAUUACUACAGAUAUUUCGUCAACUAGAAGUGUUUUGUUAACUUUGACAGAUAAAUCUCAAGUGUUUGCAAUUUCGAAAAAUCCAUAAACACAAGUAUAUAACAGAGGCGUAUUCAAUUCAAUGCAGGUAGGCCGUUGGACUUUUGAGAUAUUUGGGCAAUCUUCAUCUGAAAUGAAGGCAAUGAAGGAUAUACAUAACAAUAAAGGAAGAAAUAUAUGUAUCUUGGAAAAUAAUUUUGCCGCAUGCACGAUGAGUCGACGAAAUCAGGUUUCACACAAAAGGAAGUGAAUUAGAAUAAGUGAGCUUAAAUAACUGCGGGAGGAAAAAUGUGUAAUUUUUGAAGAUAUUCCAAAGUCGGUUUAGUUUUGAGUCGAGAUUGAAAACAUGAGGAAUUCCACACUACUAAAAUGGGCCAAUUCAACCAAUAAUAAGAAUGGAACAAACAAAAAUGGAACUACGGGUAGAAACUGGAUACACCCACCGGAUGCGCUUCAAAAAGGCCACAUCGCCUAUCUAGUCAAGUAUUUGGGCAGCACGGAAGUUGACCAGCCCAAGGGUAUCGAGGUCGUUAAGGAUGCCAUUUGCAAACUCAAGUUUAACCAGCAAAUCAGAAAAAGUGAAGGGACAAAAACGCCGAAAGUCGAACUCACAAUUAGCAUAGAUGGAGUUGCCAUUCAAGAACCAAAAACAAAAACUUCUCCAAAGCGAAUUUUGCACCAGUAUCCGCUACAUCGGAUUUCCUACUGCGCGGACGAUAAGGGCGAAAAAAGAUUUUUCACGUUUAUCGCGAAAGAGGAAGAUGCAGAGAGGCACAUGUGCUUCGUUUUUGUAAGUGAUAAGCUGUCGGAGGAAAUAACGCUGACGAUCGGCCAGGCUUUUGAUCAGGCGUACAAGAGAUUUUUAGAAACUUCCGGCAAAGACAUUGAAGCCCAAAGACGCACCAUUCUUUUGCAGCAAGAGAUCAAGCGACUCGAGCGGGAAAACAACUUCUUCCGACAGCGGUUACAAGACAUCGCGGCCAUCAAGGGAACGGCGGAUAUUUCGUCGUACCUCUCGCAACACAAUAUUCCUGACAUUUUAUACAUUCCGGAGGUGCCCACUGCGUCAACAACCACAGCGUCAACGACGACCAAUUCAUUGACAGACGCCUCUCGAGUCAAUGGAGGCCCUGGCAAGUUUAUCCUCAACUCUAGUAGCGACACAAACGGAAAUGCGUCCAAUGGUGCUCAACAGCCACCUCCAGUUCCCCCGAGGAGUUUCGAGAAAUCUUUCGACGAUGACUUUAUUGGGAAGAAUUCUUCGACGCCAACACCUGCUGUUGGUACGAAGUUGGAAGGUCUUCUGAUGGACGAAUUUGAGGAAGACUUCAAUCCCAGAGCUUUCGAGAAUCCGAGCAAUGGCUCGCCAAAUCAUCAGUCAAACAAUAAUUCUCUUUUGAAUGGUCAGUCACCAUCAGGAUCCAAUUUCUUCGCACAGACCAAUGGAUUGAAUUCCGCGCCUCUUUUGGCUCCUCCACCGAAAUCAAAGGACUCGAGGCGACAAAACGGAGCGAAGGAAGAUCUGUUUGGAAGCGUUCCUUUCAAUCCUGCGCCCUUUGAUAAAAACGAUUUUAAAGAUCCCUUCGAGAUGGGAGAAUUCGGUAGCAUGACAUCGAGUUCCGGACCCAGUCAACAGGAAUUAGAAAAUGCCAUUGGACUUUUGGAUAAGAAACUUUUAGAAAUGAAGGAUGGCUUCAGCAGAGGUCUUUCGAUGGACACUGACGAUUUUUCGCUCGAAAGUCUCGACCCACUGAGAAACUGAAUGGAAAAUAAAAAGGAAAUUUACUCCCCGUACCACUCAACGAGAAAUGGACGUCACUCAAUGGGACCAAUCGCAAGGCCUGAAACCAAAAUUAGUCAAUUUACUACAUUUAAUCAUAUUUAUGAGUCUUUGAUAUUUAUACAUAUCACUCAAUGAAUAUAAUCAACAUUUCUUCUUCCCUUCUAAAAUCAAUUUAUUUAAAUAUCAAAUUAUUUUUGUAAACGCUUGUCGAGAAAAGGAAUUUGCAAAGUUUUCACUAUUUAACAGUGAGAAUUUUCACUCUGAAAUCUAAUGUCAUGUGGAACUCCUAAUGCCUUUCUUGGGAUAAUAUAUAAUUAUCAAAAUUUUCUACUUGUCUUCGGGGCAAAUUGAGAAAAGUUGAAAAAACAAAAACGCCAUCAAACGGACAAGUGUGAAUAAAACUAACUGCGAAGUAGAUUUUAGAACAUAAUUCAUUAUUCAUAAUAAAGGAAAAGGAAUAAAACAUAUUUUAAGUUCCUAACAAAGUGAUUAAUUCAAAUGUUCCAGGAGACAGAGAAACACUAUUUUACAAUUUUUAUUGCGAUUCUUUUGCUAUUUAUAAUUUUUAUUAUCAAUUUCUCUAUUUUAAAAAAAUCACUACCUAAUUGUUCAAGAGUUUGCCAACAGUCCAAUUAUAAACGAUUUAGAUACAUGCAAAUUUUGAUGCUAAGAAAAGAAAAGACGUUUUCUUUAAUCGAAUCUGAGAUCUGAAAUGUUACUGCGAUGCAAGAAAGUAAAUUAUGUACAUAUAUAUAUUAUACUAUUGUUGUUGUAUUUUUAAGCCUUUUCUCUAAGAAUAUAUCUUAUUAUUAUUAUUAUUAUUAUUA
Messenger RNA from Leptopilina heterotoma, 2700 nucleotides. RefSeq names its product PTB domain-containing engulfment adapter protein 1-like. The record is from RefSeq and is a predicted model, not a curated record. The coding region runs from base 437 to 1852 and encodes 471 amino acids. The transcript is spliced from 10 exons. NCBI's taxonomy places the organism in Eukaryota, Metazoa, Arthropoda, Insecta, Hymenoptera, Figitidae.